Messenger RNA from Gopherus flavomarginatus (Mexican gopher tortoise), 1827 nucleotides. It is a transcript of the gene NUPR2, whose product is annotated as nuclear protein 2, transcriptional regulator. Lineage: Eukaryota; Metazoa; Chordata; Testudines; Testudinidae. Gene Ontology annotation, biological process: negative regulation of cell population proliferation; regulation of transcription by RNA polymerase II; negative regulation of cell cycle. The record is from RefSeq and is a predicted model, not a curated record. Gene Ontology annotation, cellular component: nucleus. Bases 6 to 506 code for a protein of 166 amino acids. The transcript is spliced from 2 exons.
CAGGCAUGGCAGUGGCGGGGGUCUGGGAGGAGUGGGGCCUGGGUGCGGCUGGGCCGCAGAAGGCAGCGCCCCCUGGGGCGGAGGAGGCCGAGGCCCGCUACGAUCCGUACGAGUGGUACAACGUGCGGGAGUGGAGCGGGCCGCGGGGCCCGGGCUCCGGCGGGAAGGGCCGCAGCCGCCGGGAGAGGGAGCUGCGCACCAACCGCCACCUCCCCGCCGGCCACGAGAGGAAGAUCGCCCAAAAGCUGCGCAACAGCCAGGCCAAGCGGCGCCGCCGGGAGCAGCGCGGGCCUCGCUCCACCCGGGCCGGGAGGCGCAGCGCCAGGGCGAGUUACGCGCUAGGCCCCGGGGGGGCGGGGGGGCGGUGUGUGUGUCCCCCUUCACCACCCUUCCCAAGGAGGUUGAAUAGCCGACCGGAUGUUAAACAUCUUCCCACAUUCCAACUGCUGUUCCCCUUAGAAAAAGGGAGCCCUGUUCAGGAAUGCUAUGCAAUGGGAUUUCCUUAACCUCACCUGCUGCACUGCUUAAAUACCAUGUCUUGCAGGACAAAUAAGUGAAACUUUUUUCAAUAAGACCAAGGUCCUUGGUACUUUUUUUGCCUCAUCUUGUGUUAUUUUAUAUAAUGCCAACAGUAUGCUAAGAACUUUACAGACAAAUAUGAAGCCAGGUUUUGUGUCUUGGAGACUUUACAUUUGAAGGCACUACAAUCAUAUCUUUUAUUAUGGAUGCUUGUGCCCAGGUGAAGCUUCAUUGAAGUCAGGGUUCCUUGCUAGUAGAUCCUGUUGCAGGGUCCACAGAUGCCUGCUUUAAGUAGUCUGGUUGAACUCAUGAGCUUACUCAGGUGUGUAAAACUUUGCAAGAUUGGGGCCUUAAAUCUCAGGGUUGUUGAUUAAAGCCUUGAUUUUACAUGAUCAUAUGUGCAGGUGGAUCUCUUGUACUCACAAAGAACCCAGCUGGAGUCAGUGUGGGCACUGGGAUCCAACUGCACAUGUGAGUUUGGAAGAUCAGGGCUUAAGUGAUAGAGUUGUGAUUUUCAAAGCGGUAUAAAUUAGGGAGGUUUUAGGCAUGUAAUGGGACACCAUUACAUGAAAUCAAGGGGGUUGUUUUGUUUUUUUUAAAGGGGAUUAAAGUAGUUUCAAAUAUUUUUUUUUUCACUAUUUUCAAAAAUAUCUCUGUCCCUUAUUGCUGUUUGAAAGACCCGUACAAAUAGGGGAAACAGACUAUGGCCGCUAUCGUGCACGUGCUUAAUUUUACUGACAUGAGCAGUCCCAUUGUGUACCAUAAUAAGGGCUACUGCUGUGCUUAAAGUUACGCACGUGCAAUUACAGUAGCGGCAAGAGGCUCUCAUCAGGAUCAGAACUCUAUUAUGCUAGAUGCUUCACAACUGCAACAGGCAUUGUAGAUAUGGUUCUUGCUCCAAAGAACAGGCACCUGCGUAGUCUCACAGUGAUUUACACAGGCACAUAAAGUUGUGAGCAGAGAUGUUUGCAGGCUCUAGGACCUAAAAUACAGGGGUAACUACAUAUUAAGUGGUAUAAAAACCACAAAAUAAACUGAAAUAUAUGUUCUCAUCAAGUUCUAUUGAUCUUAAGUGUUGUAACCACAGUAAAUUAACACACUUUUAUCUAGUUUGUAUUAAGUAUAUCCCUUUUGACUCCUGUUAGGGCAAUGUUGGUGUUUUUCUUUGUUUCUAAAUGACUGGUUAUGUAUAUUGGCAUUGUGCUGUACGUACUACCUUUUUAUAUACUGGUUAAUUGUAAAUAACAUUUCUAAUGAUAGCUGUGUGAAUAUAUGUAAAUAAAGGUAUUAUUGGCUUAUUUUAAAAAA